This is a messenger RNA of Liolophura sinensis, 354 nucleotides long. RefSeq lists its product as uncharacterized. Lineage: Eukaryota; Metazoa; Mollusca; Polyplacophora; Chitonida; Chitonidae. Bases 1 to 354 code for a protein of 117 amino acids. The record is from RefSeq and is a predicted model, not a curated record. The transcript has a single exon.
AUGCCUGUAAACAAGUUCUCUGUCAACCAGACGCCUGUCAACAAGACGCCUGCAAACAAAUUCCCUGUCAACAAGAUGCAUGUAAGAAAAUUCCCUAUCAACAACAUGGCUGUAAACAAAUGCCCUGUCAACAAGAUACCUGUAAACAAGUUCCCGUCAAGAAGACACCUGUACCCCCUGAACAAGAUUCCUGUAAACACGAGCCCUGUCAACAGAAUGCCUGUAAACAAGUUCCCUGUCAACAGAAUGCCUGUAAACAAGUUUCCUGUCAGCAGAAUGCCUGUAAACAAGUUCCCAGUCAACAGAAUGCCUGUAAACAAGUGGCUGAUCAAGAAGAAUUCUGUAAACAUCUGA